UUUGACUGCAGCAAGAGGCACAAUGGGUUACAUGGCUCCAGAAUUGUUCUACAAAAACAUAGGAGGUGUCUCAUACAAAGCUGAUGUGUAUAGUUUCGGAAUGUUGUUAAUGGAAAUGGGGGGCAGAAGGAAGAAUUUGAAUGCAAUUGCUGAUCGCCCAAGCCAAAUUUACUUCCCCUCAUGGGUUUAUGAUCGAUACAGCGAAGGAGAGGACAUUGAUUUGGGAGCUACCACUGAGGAGGAAAAGAAGAUGGUUAAGAAGAUGAUCAUAGUAGCGUUCUGGUGCAUACAACUGAAGCCUAUUGAUCGUCCUUCUAUGCACAGAGUGGUGGAGAUGCUGGAAGGAGAUGUUGCACUCCUGAAAAUGCCUCCAAAGCCUUUUCUAACUCCACAAGAGAUCCCAACUGAGAAUCAUGAAAUGAACAAAGAUGUUGUAGAGUUACCAUUGUUGUCAGGUAACUCUGUAGAUUCUCUCAGUGCGGAUAUUGAAGAUUGAGGUAAUGCAGGUAGCAAUGAGUGCAUCCAUAAAAUAAAUCAAGCCAACAAUCCUUAUCAGACUGAGAGAUUGUGAGCAAAAUUUCCCUUGUUUUGCUAUGGUAAACAUAAAUCUAGUCACUUCAUUUUAUAUUUUGCAAUGCCUCUUCAUGGCCACAUGACAUUUGAGUUUUAACAUUUGUGCAAGCUUGCUUAAUUGAAAUCUAAUAAACUAAAAUGAUUUCCCAUCUA
This is a messenger RNA of Ilex paraguariensis (yerba mate), 726 nucleotides long. The record is from the annotation of a GenBank genome assembly. NCBI's taxonomy places the organism in Eukaryota, Viridiplantae, Streptophyta, Magnoliopsida, Aquifoliales, Aquifoliaceae.